AUGGCGACGGCGACGGCAACACUCUCCACAGUGCACCUCACGUCAAUAUCUCCAGCAAUCAUCCGGGUUCCAACAAUCUCUCAAAGCUCAGUCGAAAAGAUCACGUCCCUGCUCCAGCGGAACCAUGAAAACCACUACAUCACCUUGAUGAAAUUGGCCAACACAAGCAAAUCGUCCACCAUCAUCUCGCCUCCUUCUGUCUUGGCGCCGACGCAGAAACCCUACAGAACCAGUACGACGAAUGCAGAGUACCAACGACUGCCACCCCCUGUGGAUGAGGACACGGUCUCUCGGCUCCGGGAGGCAGAAGAUUUCAAAGCACGAGCGGGAAACCCCAACAACUUCACCAACUUCCUUACUUUGUUCAGCCGCCGACUUUCAAACCUCGUCAGUGCCCGCCACCCUGAACGAAUACGUCUUCUCGCCUGA
Molecule: messenger RNA, 429 nt
Organism: Cladophialophora carrionii CBS 160.54
Lineage: Eukaryota; Fungi; Ascomycota; Eurotiomycetes; Chaetothyriales; Herpotrichiellaceae
Exons: 1
Coding region: 1-429 (142 amino acids)
Source: RefSeq, a predicted model, not a curated record